Caenorhabditis bovis is the source of this 1242-nucleotide messenger RNA. The record is from the annotation of a GenBank genome assembly. NCBI's taxonomy places the organism in Eukaryota, Metazoa, Nematoda, Chromadorea, Rhabditida, Rhabditidae.
AUGGCUGACGAAGACGUGAUGCCGAUGAACGGUUUCGACGCGCAGAUAAUCCAGUUGCUAUCGAAUCACUCGAAGGACGGAAUCGUCAUGCCGGUGAUGAACCAUGUCGUCGAUGAGGCGAUGAAGCAGCAUAUUCAGCAGAUUCAGCAGCAUCAUCAACUUCAGCAGAAUCAGCACUGCGCGAAACGAGGCAGAGAGGAUGUGACGAGUCGAUCUCGUGCGGAGAUCAUCCGAUGGGUUUUGGAUAGCGAAGAGCUCACAAAAGUUUGUGUCUGCCCGUAUUGUCUCAAAAUUCAUUCGCGUCGAGACAACGCACGAGUGCACAUGAAGAAUCAGCAUAAGGGAUUGCCGAUACGCGAGUUCGUCGUCAACGUCGACGCGAGCAUCGAAGAAAUUACGGUAGACGUGGUCGGUGUUUGCGGACAAACCGCCGAUGCUUGCGGUCCGUCGAUGAUCCACGGUGAUCCUGUCGCCAGUGGCGCCCUUCAUGCGGUUAGUUCGCCGCGGCCGUCCUCACUCCUUCGUAAUCCGAUCCACUUAAUUCGGUCCCUCAAUUAUUCCGAAUCGAGCUAUUCGAAAUAUUCCGCUCAACUCUGUCCGCGAACACCGAUGAGCCACGUGGCAUUGUACAGUGAGCCGACAGCUGAAAAAGAAAUAAUAAAGUGCAAAUUUUGUGAGAAAGUGUACAAAGUGAAUCAUGGUAGUAGCGGUUUCAUUCGGCACCUUCGUUGUAAACAUCCGAAUAUGAUUGGAUCAUUUUUGGAUGACGAAUUUACCAGAAUGCAUGAUGUGGUGAAGAAGCCGAGACUCGAUGAGAAGCCGAUCAUCGAUGGAACACUUUAUAGCGAAAUGUUCAUGCCAGUGGUCAGUAUGGAGGAUCAAUUGGGUACAUUCCUCUUGGAUAUUGACCGACGAAGCAAGGAAAUUGAUGAUCUGAAGACGGAGAAGGAGGCGGGGUCUUCGUUAUUGGAGCCUCCGCAAUCAGAUCGCAAUUCACGUGAUAACACUCCGUCAAGUAGCAUAGUAGCGAGCGAGAUUCCUGAUCAAAGUCGAAACUCUGGUUCACCGAAUCGUCCAUUUGGAUGCGUCGGCUGCCCGUGCUCUUACAACAAACUCAAGGAUCUCGUGCAUCACGUGACCAGUCUGCACCGCACAUUCUAUCGCUGCAAUAGCUGUCUCGCCGAGUUCGUGAAGCCCGAACAUCUCGAGAUGCACUAUUACAGUACCCAUUCUGGCACUUGA